UGGAAGACGGAGUAGCAUCUGAGAUUCAUUUGGCCACUGCGCUGCUACUUUCCCCUUCUUUGCUUCCACCCGACAGGAAAGAAAUUCAACAUGUUUUUUAGCUGAGACAAUCCUAGCUGGGCCAAGCAUAAGAAGAAAGGGCACUGUUGAAAGGAAACCAAAAAGCAAGGACCCGAAUGAAAGCAUGAGGUGGCUCUUGGGCAGCAGCUGGAAGAAAUUUGGACAUGCGGACAGGGGAAACUAUGACUGGUUAACUAGUGAGCCAGAUGUGCCAUUGCCGGAAACACAACUACAGAGCCAACAUAAAAUAAGCUCAACCAAAGAAGAUAUCGAGCCAUUCUUAUGCAUCAUCCUGCCGGCUACUAUGAUGCUCUUCCUGGCAUUCCUGUUGCUAUUCCUCUACAGACGCUGCCAACGUCGCAACCCUCAGGCUCAGAUCUUUAGUAUUGACCUCCCAGAGUCCCUUCCAGAACAUGAGGUGACUGACUUCCUCUCAGUGCUGCCCUGGAGUAGUGAGCAGAGUUUUCACUACUCUACUCUUCCUCCUGAAACUGCCUUUCUCACCGUGUGCUUGCCUCCAUCGUAUGAGGAGGCCACCAUGAAAGCCUCCAUGGAAGAAGAACACAUCCAGCUCUUUCAGGAUCCAGUGCCUCCUUAUGAAGAGACCAAACAACAGUAAACACAUGGAAAUACCUUUGGUCAAAGUUCUCAGCAAGCUAUGGGCUUAAAAAACAAGCAAAACUCCAAAUAAGGGAAUAGCUAAAAGCACAAAGAAGCUUCUACUGAUUAAUAUGUUUAAUUAU
Elgaria multicarinata webbii is the source of this 803-nucleotide messenger RNA. RefSeq names its product small integral membrane protein 28 (gene SMIM28). The coding region runs from base 185 to 679 and encodes 164 amino acids. Lineage: Eukaryota; Metazoa; Chordata; Lepidosauria; Squamata; Anguidae. The record is from RefSeq and is a predicted model, not a curated record. The transcript is spliced from 2 exons.